AUGUUAGAUGAAAUUCAUAGACAAGAACGUGAAGAGCUAGAGAACAAGCUUGAAGCAAAAGACAAAAACAUACAGAAAAGAAUACCACGUUCGGUACCAAAAGGAAAGGAAAAGAACUAUAAGUAUAUGAUUUAUACUGAAGAGAUGGAAAAUGAAGAAGACAGAGAUAUGGUUAUGUUGCAUUUAGUCAGAAGAAACAACAAAAGCUUUUACGACCUUGCUAAGAUUUACAAAUCUGACAGAAAUUGGUUCUAUCGCGAAAACUUACCGAUUUCAAUGACCCCAAAUGAAGAUGUUAAACAGAUAGUUCAAGAUACGUUACCUCAAACACACUAUGAUAUGAAAGGUUGUACAAUACUUACCUUCAAAGAAGAUUUGCCAUUGUUAAAGGAAAAAAUAACAGAGUAUUUUGACAACUUCAAACAAGUAGGGUAG
Molecule: messenger RNA, 435 nt
Organism: Trichomonas vaginalis G3
Lineage: Eukaryota; Parabasalia; Trichomonadida; Trichomonadidae
Exons: 1
Coding region: 1-435 (144 amino acids)
Source: RefSeq, a predicted model, not a curated record